Messenger RNA from Wasmannia auropunctata (little fire ant), 12456 nucleotides. It is a transcript of the gene Hml, whose product is annotated as hemocytin. The record is from RefSeq and is a predicted model, not a curated record. NCBI's taxonomy places the organism in Eukaryota, Metazoa, Arthropoda, Insecta, Hymenoptera, Formicidae. Gene Ontology annotation, cellular component: extracellular region; extracellular matrix. Gene Ontology annotation, molecular function: chitin binding; protein binding. The transcript has 29 exons. Bases 70 to 12135 code for a protein of 4021 amino acids.
AUAUUUCGUAUGUAUCACGUCUGAUCCGCGACCGGCUGACCCAUAUUUUUCAUCUCCCUCGUUUAUCAAAUGCAACUUGAGUUUAUCACUUAUCCGUUUCCUUCUAGAGGUAGAUAUAUAAAAGGGCUGUAUUCUGAUUUGCGUUUUUUACAAGUGUUACUGAGUCCGUGUGGCUUCGACGAUGCAAAUGUAAAACUUAUUUUGACACGAAGUUACCAUCGCGCUGGUACCAUGGUGCCGUUGCAGAUACUUGGACGUUUAUUCGUACUGAUUAUCGCUGCGAGCAGUAUAAGACAAGGAUAUGGAUAUUCAGAGGAGAACGCGCAAAACAUAAAUGAGAAGGAGGACAUACUGAACGAUGCACCAGAUUCAAUGAUCAGAGAUUUCUACAAUGUUAAAAGCAGCAAAGGAGGAAAACGCGUAUUUGCAGGGGGUUGUACUCAUGUACCGAAUACGCCUGUAAACGGCAAGAUAAAAUGUUCUUCGAACAGUGGCUGUACCGCAAGCUGUGCACCCGAUUACAAAUUUCCGAACGGCGCGUUUCAUCUGACGAUUACCUGCGUCGACAAGGAAUGGCACAUUGGAGGAACCGAGUGGAGCUUGGUACCACAUUGUGAACCGAUCUGCUUGCCGGAGUGUCAAAAUAAUGGAAUAUGCGUUGCGCCUCAUCAAUGCGACUGUUCCACACACUUUACUGGUCCGCAAUGCCAAUUCGAAGAUAGACCGUGCCUGAAUUAUUCACCGCCUGUACUUAAUUCUUAUAAAAGAUGUAAUUCGAAAACGUGUACCAUAUCUUGCUUGGAUCAUUUUACUUUUCCCGACGGUUCAUCCGUCGCUAAUCUAAUUUGCAAGAAUGGAAGUUGGAUGCCAACUAGAAGCGACUGGGUCUCAAUUCCGGAUUGCGAACCCGUGUGCGAUCCUCCUUGUCAAAACGGUGGCAAUUGUCUGCCGAUGAAUGUGUGCCAGUGUCCACAGGAUUAUCGGGGGCCUCAGUGUCAAUACUCUGCUGACGUUUGCGACGCCGAGAAAUUGCACUUCAAUGGUGGCUAUCACUGCAGAGAUUCCGGUGACACGUAUUCCUGUACGCUGUACUGUCCACCAGGGGUGAAUUUCGAAUUUCCAGCUUCUUCGGUUUACACUUGCACCUAUGACAAAGGGAUCUUCGAACCGCAGCCUGUGCCGCAAUGCAAAAUCGAGAAUAACAUGAGAAUCAUUUCACAUGGUACAUUCCACAACACCUAUGUACAGGAAUCGAAUCACUCCUGGUCGAUGGAGAAUGCUUAUAACACCAAAACGAAGCAGUCUCAGAUUUAUGGAGAACACAACAGGAUUUACGGCAGCAGUACGUCGUAUCCGAUUCGAUUUAAUACCCGUGACGAUCGCACAAUGGUAUUCGAAAUGAGUCGACCGAGGCCGAAGACAUGCUUCACUUGGGGAGGCGCGCACUACAAGACCUUCGACGACAGAAUUUACAGCUUCGACAGCGACUGCUCGCACACGCUUCUGCGCGAUACGCAAGAAGGCGUUUGCACAAUUGUGGCACUGAAUAGCCCGGGCUGCGGAACCGGAUCGGAUCGUCGUUGCUUCAGGAUCAUUGAAUUGUUUGUGCACGACAAGAAAUACGUGCUCACCAGCGACGACGCAGGUGUGCCGAUACUUUCCAACGACAAACGAUCGUUGCCGAUACCGAUAUACUUGCCUGGACUGCGCGUGGACAAGUCCGCGCAUUUCAUCCUCGUCUCCCUCGACUCGCUGGGCGUGAAGCUCAAGUGGGAUGGUGCCCUGCUGCUGCAGAUCGAGGCUUCCGAAAGUGUGUGGAACAAAACGGCUGGUCUUUGCGGUACUAUGAACGACGAUCCGAACGACGAGUUCUUAAUGAAGAGCGGAAGUCACGCUGGAACUGUAGCGGCGUUUGCAAGUUCUUGGCGCGUCGAAAGUUUCGAAGAAACGUGUGAUUAUCCGAGUAUACAAAACGCGUGCGAGUCGAGAGACAAGGUUGCUCGUGACGCCUAUCAGUUUUGCCACAAGUUGUUCUCCGAUCAUAAAUUCAAGGCUUGCGCCGACACGAUCAAUCUCUCUGAACUGACCAGUGCAUGUUUGUGGGAUUACUGCGCGUGCAAGCAUGAAGACAGGACAAAAUGUGCCUGCGACACCAUGGACGUUUAUAUCCGCCAGUGCGCUCACAAAGGAGUCGCGCGAUUAACCGCGUGGAGAAACGAAGAUACUUGUCCGAUUAGCUGCGACGGUGGACGGGUGUAUAUGUCGUGCGGUCCAAAGGUGGAAGCGUCUUGUUCCUCCAGCAUCGAAGCGACGGGCGAGAGUUCCGAGUGCGAAGAAGGCUGUUUCUGUCCGGCGGGCACCUUGGAACACCAAGGCAAGUGCGUCUCUCCGGAGCAGUGUCCGUGCAGGUUGAGGGGCAAAUUGUUCCAGCCAGGCACGAGCGUGCCGAAGGGUUGCAACACGUGCACGUGCACCUCCGGCAAGUGGGUGUGCACGCAGAUACGAUGCGGUGCCAGAUGCGCCGUCUUGGGCGACCCGCAUUACACCACGUUUGAUGGCAAGCACUACGAUUUCAUGGGAAAGUGCGAAUACUAUUUGAUGAAAGGAGAAAAUUAUGCGAUCGAAAGCGAAAACGUCCCCUGUUCCGGAGCGAUAUCCGAGAGCAUGGGCUUUGCCUCUGCAGGCUCCCCGUCAUGCGUCAAGACCGUUACAAUCACUUUCAUGGAUACCUCUAUAAAAUUAAAGCAAAAUCGCCAGAUUAUGAUAAAUGGUGACGAGGUGACGAAAUUCCCGAUGCUGUUCGACGGUGCUCGAAUACGAAUUGCGAGCAGCAUAUUCAUGGUGAUUCACCUGCCAAAUGCUUUGGAAGUGUGGUGGGAUGGUGUAUCGCGUGUUUACAUUAACGCUCCUGCUGAAUUUCACGGUCGAACGAAAGGACUUUGCGGAACGUUUACCGAAAAUCAGAAAGAUGAUUUUAUAACGCCUGACGGUGAUAUCGAACCCGCGGCGGUCGCCUUCGCCAAUAAAUGGAAGACGAGUGAACACUGCGUUGACGAGCCCGAGAGCGAGCCGACGAAUCCCUGCGAGCUGAAUCCUCAAAGGCGAGCGACCGCGGAAGAGCACUGUUCCAAGAUACACAGCGAUAUUUUCUCGGAUUGCCAUUGGUAUGUCGAGCCGACGGAAUUUUACCGCGACUGCAUGUACGACAUGUGCGCGUGCGACGCUGAUAUAAAGUCGUGCCUCUGCCCCAUGUUAGCGGCGUACGCGAAAGAUUGCGCGGUUCUAGGCGUGAAACUUUCGUGGCGCACCGAGAUCGACGAAUGUAGAAUACAUUGUGGGGGCGGACAGACCUAUCAAAUCUGCGGAAACAGUUGCACAAGAUCGUGCGCGGACAUCUCCUUCUAUCGGGACUGCAGGCAGGAGUGCGUGGAGGGUUGCAAUUGUCCAGAAGGCCAGACGCUAGACGUGAACGGCGAGUGCAUCCCGAUCGCUCAGUGUCCCUGCGUACACGCAGGUCGCGAAUACAAGCCCAAUCACCGAGAAGUCCGUCCGGGUAACAAAGGACAGGAGCUUUGCUCUUGCGUAGGCGGCGCAUGGGAGUGCCGGUUAGCAACGCCAGACGAGAUUCGGGAAUAUCCACCGGUCACGGAACUGCUCUCCGUUUGCCAGGCCAGCAAGCAUCUGGAAGUGACGGAUUGCGAGCCAGCGGAGCAGAGAACUUGCAGCAACAUGCACAUCCGGAGCGAACAGACGCCGUCAGUGUGCACGUCUGGUUGCGUUUGCAAAUUCGGAUACGUCUUGGACGCGCCGAAUGGUGCUUGCAUCAAGGAAGAGGACUGCCCCUGUCAUCACGGCGGGAAGAGCUACAAGCAAGGCUCAGUUAUACAAGCCGAGUGUAAUACUUGCACGUGCGAGGGCACCAAGUGGAAGUGCACGGACAGAAUUUGCGCAGGAGUAUGUUCUGUAUGGGGCGAUUCGCAUUAUAAAACAUUCGACGGUAAAACAUACGAUUUCCAAGGUGUAUGCGACUAUGUCCUGGUGAAGAGUGCGUUGAACAAGGAAGAUUGUUUCGAUGUCUCGAUUCAGAACGUACCCUGCGGUACAAAUGGAGUUGCGUGUUCGAAAUCCAUCAAGCUCACGAUCGGCAGCGGUGAGCAACAGGAAGAGCUCGUUUUGACAAAAGGGAAGGAGCUACCUAAGGGACCUUUUAAGAGACUGUCGAUAAGAACCGCUGGUCUCUUCGUAUUUGUCGACGCGCCAGAUUUAGGAUUGGUGCUACAAUGGGACAAAGGUACCAGAGUCUACGUAAGAUUAAACCCGGAGUGGAAGGGUCGCACGAUGGGUUUAUGUGGCGACUACAACAAUAACGCCGAGGACGAUUUCAAGACACCAUCCGGCGGGAUAGCCGAGGCUUCCGUCAAUCUGUUCGGGGAUUCGUGGAAGAAGGACACGUUCUGUCUUGAGCCAAAGGACAUGCAGGAUGACGUCUGCGAGCAACAUUUGGAGCGUAAGCUGUGGUCGCUACGGCAGUGCAACGUGUUGAAGUCACCGUUGUUCUCGCCCUGCCACUCGGAGGUGGAGGUCGAGCCGUACCUACGCAACUGCAUCUUCGAUACGUGCAGCUGCGACGCCGGUGGCGACUGCGAGUGCCUGUGCACGGCGUUAGCCGCGUACGCGCAUGAAUGCAACGUGCGAGGUGUCCCCGUGAAAUGGCGAACGCAAGAACUCUGCCCGCUGCAGUGUGACGAAAAAUGCAGCACGUAUUCGCCCUGCGUCUCGACCUGUCCACGCGAGACGUGCGACAAUUCCAUGAUCGUGAGAGACGGCUCGCAUCUGUGCGCGGAGGAUACGUGCGUGGAGGGCUGCCAGUUCCAGCGUUGUCCCGAGGGUCAAGUGUAUCGAAACGCCAGUUACACGGAAUGUAUACUCAAAUCGACGUGCGCGAAACCUUUCUGUACCGAGCUCGACGGAGCGACGUACUACGAGGGUGACAGAAUCAGCGGCGACGAUUGCCACAGCUGUUUCUGCAGUCGCGGUAAGGUGAUCUGCAAGGGAGAAGCUUGCACCAGCAUCGCUACUACCGCUGGUACUACCGCUGUGCCCUUGGAAGAGCCCCAGAAAUGUAUAGACGGCUGGACCACGUGGAUCAAUCAGGAUCGAGCGGUGAAAGGGAAAAAAAAGUUUGUAGACAUGGAACCGUUGCCCACGUCGAUGGAUCUUGCUAAUGCAAACGGACUCGCAAUUUGCGACAAGAAGCACAUAAUUGACAUAAAAUGCAGAUCCGUCAAGGGACACUUGAGCCCGAAGGAGACCGGCCUGGACGUGGAGUGCAGCUUGCAGCUUGGCUUGUAUUGCCAACCGCACCCGGAUCUUCCUUGCGUGGACUUCGAGAUUAGCGUGUUAUGCCGUUGCUCCGAACCAAUUACACACAACGUCGAGAAUGCGACGACAGAAGUCAGCACGGAGACUGGGAAGAAACAAGAUCAGGAAUGCGAUCCCGCGCAGCCCAAUUCACCACAUCUGACGAACUGCCAGCUAUUUUAUCAGUGCGUCCCUACACCAACGGGGCACGAACUGAUGGAAAGGUUGUGCGGUCCUGGCACUCUUUACAAUCCGGAAACCUACGUGUGCGAUUGGCCGGCGGAAGUUCAACGCUUACGACCAGAGUGUUCGGUCGCAUCCGGACGAACUACGCCGCAAGGCAGUGGCAGAAUGGAGUGGAGCAGCAAUACUGGCAGCCACUACAAGAACACGCUGUCGACCACAGUGCAAAAAAUAGUAUCGACCACGAACGUGUGCAAAGAGGGCGAGACAUGGAGCGAAUGCGCGAUCCAGUGCGACAGGACGUGCCAGUACUAUCGUCAUAUCCUGACGACGCAGGGUCUUUGCGACGAAGGUGUCGAUUGUGUUCCCGGAUGCGUCUCGAUCGACCGACCGACGUGUCCCACGCACAAGUUCUGGAGAGACGGUGCCACCUGCGUGGAGGCAAACCACUGCUCUUGCAGGUCCCACGAUGGAGGGUCAGUCGCACCCGGUGCCAUCAGGAAAGAGUCCGAUUGCGAGACCUGCCAGUGCAUCAAUAAUUAUUACACAUGCGAUACAACUUUCUGCCAUGAAAUCUUAGGUCACGAGGUGACGGUAGGAACGGGAAAGGGACCGGAAACAACCGUGCAACCACCGCUCAGCACGACCUCGGGAAGCACUUGGAGAACAUCACCAGUCACCUGGCCGUCCGUCAAUGAAACGAUCCUUUUGCACAGCACAGUCACACCGCCCGGGGAAUGCGACGACGCCAACUACGUACCGCUGAUACAAAAUCUGCGGAAAGAAGUGACCGUCCGCGCUAGCGGUAAUAGGAAUUCCGUUUUACGAUCCGAGGAUCUACUGUUGCACACGGAAGAAACAAUGCUGCUGCCCAAGAAAUUCUGGGAACCUGAGAUGAUGAGCGCAGAUCAGUGGCUUGACGUCGAGUUCAAUAAACCUGAACCGAUUUACGGGGUGAUUCUGCAGGGUGGCGUUUUUGAAGACAAAUUUGUAACCAGUUACAAAAUGCUCUUCUCGGAGGACGGCCAGACCUUCUCAUACGUGCUCGACCGUGAGAAACAGCCACGCGUGUUCAGGGGGCCCAUCGACAAAUUUCAGACCGUGAAGCAAAUAUUCUAUCGACCGAUCGAGGCGAAGAUCCUUCGUAUCAAUCCGCUGACGUGGCACAAUGGGAUCGCGAUUAAGAUGGAAGUGCUGGGUUGUCAGGACGCAAUAUCAAAGACGACGAUGAAGACAACGACCGAAAAAGUUGUGAGGCCGGUGUGCGAGGAUUCGAUGGGAUUGGACAAUGGGCUGAUGUCCAUGCAACAAGUUUCCGUGUCGAGCUCGCCGCAGCUAGCUCAGUAUCUUCGGUUAUCCGCGGAAAGUGCAUGGCGUGCCGCUCUGGACAAUCCUCAUCAAUACGUUCAGUUUAACUUCCUAGAGGCUCGAAAUCUGACGGGAGUCACAACCAAGGGCGGCGACGGUGCUUGGACGACCGCUUACAAGGUAUUCUACAGCAACGACGGACGUUAUUGGAGCCCGGUCGUCGACGAGAACGGCGACGAGAAGGUAUUUCUCGGCAAUUUCGACGCGGAAAGCCAACGAACGAAUUUCUUCGAGAGGCCACUGCACGCAAAGUUUCUGCGAGUACAGCCCGUCAAGUGGCACGAUCAUAUCGCGUUGAAGGUCGAAAUUCUGGGCUGUUAUCUAAUGUAUCCUGUGUCAUGGAUAACAACAUCAACAAUUAAAUCGACGACGACGACCUUCGAUCAAGAGUGCAACGUGUGCGACGGAAUUGAUCAAUCGUCGAACCAGGAAGGCUGCAGAUGCGAGGAUCCUCACUGGUGGGAUGGCGAGUCGUGCGUGCCAAAGCGGGAGUGUCCCUGCGUGGUCGGGCACGUUCCUUACGCGAUAGGUAGCAUGUACGAAACGGAGGAUUGCCAGCAGUGCGUGUGCUCCUUCGGCGGAACGGCCGCGUGCUUGCCAAAGAAAUGCGAGCCUUGCUUGGAACCGGGCCUGCGAUCUGUCGUCGGCGAGCUGUGCGCUUGCCUCUGCAAACUUUGCCCAGCGGGCACCAGGCACUGCCCUACGAGCGACGUGUGCGUAAACGAGACCGCAUGGUGCGACGGUGUUCAAGAUUGUCCGGAUGACGAGAUAGAUUGUCCAACGAUCAUUUCCACGACACCUGUCGCGACGGAGUCUCCAAUCAGGCAGGAGGUCACGACUGUUGGUUCCGUUCAAGUUAGUCCUGUGCCAUGCGAGAAACCGAUUUGUCCACCUGGUUACAGAGUAGUUUUCAAACAGACGUCCCGGCUGCACGAUAAACCGCAUCACAAUGUCAAGACAAACGUAAAGACCAAAGGUCACAGAGGUUUCACGAAGACGAAGGGACACAAAAAACAUCCAUUUGACGAACGUCGAAUGAAGAAUCAAGAUUAUCAAGCAGCAACGGAAAACAUUCAAUGCCCCGAGUUCAUCUGCGUGCCCGCCAAGCCUCCUGUCUAUCCGGGCGAGAAACAGCCGGAGAAAUGUCCAGAGGCGUCCUGCCCGCCGCAGUACGAGGUGGUGUACGAGAAGAUGAGCAUGUACAAGUUCCGCAAGUGUCCCAAGUAUGCUUGCCGGCCGUUGUCGCCUCAGGAGGCGAUCUGCAACGUCACCGGCAGGACAUUCAACACGUUCGACAACAUGGAGUACAAGUACGAUAUCUGCAAUCACAUCUUAGCCCGGGACAUGUACGGUAACGAGUGGUACGUCACGCUGGAGAAGCUGUGCACCGAGUCGCGCGGGCAGCGCACCUGCACGCGGGUCUUGGCGGUGAUGCUGAACGAGCGCGCGAUCGUGCUUUAUCCGGAUCUGCACGUGGACAUCGACGAGUACACCUUCACGGCCGAGCAGAUCGCGCGACUCGGAAAUCGAUUGCCCGACUUCAAGCUUUCGCGCACGGGCGAUAAGCUUAUCUUCGUCUCGCAUCGCUACGGCUUCUGGGUGAUCUGGGACUCGGGCGCCAACGCGAAGAUCGGCGUCGCCGCUAAACUGGCGGGUCGCGUGGACGGCCUGUGCGGAUACUUCGACGGCGAUGUCACGAACGAUCGCCAGACACCGGAAGGCAUGCAAGCGAGAAGCACCGUUCAGUUCGGAGAUAGUUGGGCGUUGGAAGACACGGAAUGCGACUUGCACGUGUGCCCACGUGACGUUCAGGAGCAGGCUUGGAGGAUCUGCAAUUCCGUCAAGAGUCCGAUGCUGCUGGACGCGUGUUCCGCAGUUGUCAACGUUGACAGGUUUGUGUCUUGCUGCGUGGAGAGCAUGUGCUCUUGUCUGCAGACUUCUAACAGUUCCUACGAAGACUGCCGAUGCCGUUCGCUGACGAACUUCGUCGGCGAGUGCGAAGCUGCCAUCGGUCCCGGCGCAGAUCUGUUGUCAGAUUGGAGAACCGUCUACGAUUGUCCCGCGAGCUGCCCGUCGCCGUUCCUUCAUCGAGAUUGCUUCCGCAGCAAGUGCGAGAUCACCUGCGACAAUCUCCACGAAGUGGAACCGUGUCCGCCAAUGCGAGGCGUUUGCUUCCCCGGCUGCUUCUGCCCGGACGGACUGGUGCGUCGGAACGACGAGUGCGUGCCGCCAACGCAGUGUCGGGAUUGCGUAUGCGACGGCCUCGGCGACGCCAAAUUCAUCGGCUUCAAUCGCAGGGACUUCAGGUUCGCCGGUAAUUGCACUUACCUGCUUUCGGGGAAUAUCGCAGAGAACGCGAAGGGUCGGGAGGGGCCUCGCGCGUAUCAGAUCUUGAUUACCAACGGAUAUUGCGAUACCGGCACGUGCACGGAGGUUAUUACGCUACUUUACGAAGAGCACGUGGUGCAAAUCAAACGAGCGGAACGCUCGAAGGAUCUACGGGUGGCGAUCGAUAAUUUCCAAGUGGAAAAGUUCCUGUACAAUCAUACGUGGAUUGUCUUGGAUCGAACAUCGCUCGGAGAUGUGAUUCUGCUCAUACCGUCCAUCCAGUUGGAACUCAUCGCCUUUCAACAGAACUUUGCGUUUACUUUAAAACUACCUUCGCAUAUCUUCAGCGACGAUACCGAGGGUUUGUGCGGCAACUGCAACACCGAUGCCGAAAGUGGUUUCGAGAAACGUGACGGGGAGAUCACCGACGACGCCGAGGAGUUCGGCAGAUCCUGGUUGGUCGAGAAUCUGUCGACGCAGUUAGGUCUGAGCGAUCAGGCGUGUUCCAGUAAUCGUCAACCUCAAUGUAUGCCUCCGCCACCGGAAGAAGAUCUCUGCAAGAAGCUUUUAGAUUUAGCGGCGUUCAAGCAGUGUCACAGCAUUGUCGAUCCAAAACCGUACUUAGAUUGUUGUCACGAUGCGUUAUGCACUGGCAGAAACUAUUGCGACAGCUUGGAGAUGUACGCAAGGAAGUGUUCGGAAGCUGGUCUAUGUCCAGAUUGGAGAACCAACGAAAUCUGUUCUUACGAGUGUCCUAAGGAUCUUGUCUACCAAGCAUGCGGAUCCAGUUGUAAAGAAACCUGUGACACUAUAAACGAUGCAGACAAUCCUAAGUGCGCAUCUGAUCUUGUCGAAGGAUGCUUUUGUCCGGGGGAUCAUGUAUUACACAAUGAUUCCUGCAUACCGAAGACGAAUUGUUUCGUCUGUGAUAAAGACGGUCACGUGCAGGGAGAUAUCUGGUAUCCGGAUAAAUGCACCGAAUGCAAUUGCAACGACGGGGUUGUGAAUUGUCAAACGAUGGAAUGUCCUGUAUUGGAUACAAUUUGCGAAGAAAAUAUGACACCUGUACUUAUCAAUGGAACUGAGGCGAGAUGUUGCGCCAAAUAUUUAUGCGCUCCAAAGCCGACAGCACCUACAAUAUGUAUUGAGCCGCAGGAGCCGGAAUGUGGCUUUGGCCAGAUAAUGAAAGCGAUUACCGAUACUGAUGGCUGUCACAAAUUUAUAUGCCAAUGCCUACCUGCAAGCGAGUGCCCCACUUUCGACAAUUUUACAAAUGAGGUUGAACCAUUGCAACCUGGUUUUAUACAGAUAAUGAAUACAUCCGGUUGUUGCCCGCGACCAUCUAAAAUGUGCGAUCCGAAAACUUGUCCCCCUGCAACGGACUGUCCGGAUUACUACAACGCUGUUACAACGAUGCUUGUAGACAAGUGUUGUCCCACUUACGAAUGUGUGCCUCCGAAGGAUGUUUGUCUCUAUACAUAUAACGAAGAGCAAGGCAAACAACGAGUGGUAAUGAAAAAAAUUGGCGAAGAAUGGAAAGAUGGCAAAUGCAAAACGUGCGUGUGCGAGAAUUCGGAUGAUGGCCCUAAAACAAACUGUUUAUUCACGGAAUGUUCAAGUAUGAACGUACAUCCUGAUAUAGACGAUUAUGUACUGGAGGAAAUGCUACUGGCUGAUAAAUGCUGUCCAAUUUUUGAGCGUACUGCCUGCAAAUGGAAGGGUAAAAUAUACGAUAUCGGUGAGAGUUGGAAGCCCAAUACUGAAGAUGCUUGUCUCACGAUGCAAUGUGGCAAGGAUUCGGGCGGUAUUCAGAUAUUAAAUAAAGUUCAAGAAUGUGAUACCACGUGUGACUAUGGAUACAAGUAUCAAGCGCCUAAUGACAGCAGUGUUAAUUGCUGCGGUACGUGUGUCCAAAUUGCGUGCAUUGUAGAAGGCACGCUUAAAAAUGUAGGAGAACAAUGGUACUCGGAUGAUCACUGCAUAACAUAUCUUUGCGAAUCCACAAAUGGAAAUGUAUACCUACAAGCGAAUACUGAAACUUGCCCAGAAAUCGAUCCGCAAGUGAAAUCCGAGUUCGAGAUAGAAGCACGCAAAAUUCCAGGAAGAUGCUGUCCGGAAAUUGUUAAAACAGUUUGUCGUAGUGGCGGAAAAUUGUAUAAACCUGGAGAAACCUGGAAAUCCCUCACAGACAGCUGCGUCAUCGAGACAUGCGUGGACGGUCCGAAUAUAACGAAACGCAAAGAGGUCGAAGUGUGUUCGAAACAGUGUGCUCAAGGAUGGUCGUAUCAGGAGCCAGAAGAUGGCAAAUGUUGCGGGGAAUGUAAGCAAGCGUUUUGCGUGCUUGAGGAUACUCUGUACGCACCUGGCAUGACAUGGUCGUCCGAUGAUAAUUGUACCACUUAUAUGUGCAUGGAAACUAAUGGCCAGCUGUCUCUUUCUGUGAGUCCGGCUGCUUGCCCAGAUAUAACAGAUUGCCCUGAUAAAUCGAUUUAUCAUGAUCAAUGCUGCAAACGAUGCAACAUAAGCAUUAAUAUAAAAGAUCAGAUGAAGGAAGUAUGCGAAGCAAUUUUCGUGGAUGCAAAGAGUACUGUGGGCAUGCUGGUUGUAAAUCACCCGUCACACGGGAUAUGUAAAAAUGUGGAUGCUAUUGAGGGUAUUAAACAGUGCAGUGGAUCGUGCAAAUCUUCAACAUACUUUGACAAUGAAAACUGGAUUCAAGUGAAUGAUUGUCAGUGCUGUCAAGUGAAGGAAUACAUGGGUCUCAUUGUCAAUUUGAUAUGCGAGGACGGCAGAAGAUUGAAGAAACAGUUAGCAAUGCCGCGUUCGUGUUCUUGCCAAAAUUGCGCUUCCUUGGACGUUAAGAGUGAAAAUAAAAAGACAAAAACCAAGGGCUAAUUUCUAAAGGAUGUACGCUUGGCCACACACAUUUAUUCGUAUUGGCCACUCUCAUUCGUACAUUUUUAAAUAAUAAAAUAUUCCUGUAUUGUGUAAUAUUACAAAGAAAUAAAUAUUUUGGUAAUCUUAAUUUUUUUAUUACAAUUACGAAAAUUGCAAGUCUAUUAUUUAAAAAGAGAGAAAAUAGCUUUUUCAAACUUGAUUCAUAAUUUCGUUCUUUAUACAAUCAGCAAGAGAUAUGCCGGCAAAAUGAUAUCUGUAAUUUAAUAUAUCAAACAGAAUUAUAAUCGACUAUUAAACUGCUUUAUCGACGAAGUCGAA